AUGAGCAGAAGAAAAGCACCAGUUUCGUAUUCCGGACUGGACACCAGUGACGUCAGCGAUGAGGACUUUGAGGUUGAAGACGAGGUGAGCACACCCAAGAGAAGAAAGACCACGAGUCCGAGAAAACAGACGCCGAGAAGGACGGCGUCGCCUCGAAAGGCACCGGGAACGCCGUCACCGGUGAAACGGUCGCUCCACGACAAAUCGGCGCGAAAAAAGGCCAACAGAACACUACUGGAUCAGUCUCUGGGACUGGUGAGCGAAGACGAAGAUGAAAUUGAGCUGGCUGAACGGAUCAUUGGAGAGAGCCGGGCUCCGAUUCUCGACUCGUCCAACGACUUCCACACCGACGAACGGUCGCUGGCCAACGUGGGUGCCCUGAUUGCGGCUGAAGACCGCGUUCUGUUCCUGGACUCUUCAGAGGGAUACUUUGACCAACACAAGACCCGAGGACGAGGUAACGCCAACACCAUGGCCAAGGCGCCUGCCAUCGACCACUCCGUCUUCUUUAAGUACACAAACCAGGCCAAUGAGCUGUUUCAUGCCGACCAGAAGAAGAUGCUGCGGCAUGCUUACCGCGGAAUGUUCUCGCAAUGGAUUUUCGAGCUUUCGGAAGGGUUUUCGUUGCUGUUUUAUGGUCUGGGAAGCAAGAGGGAGUUACUGACUGACUUUGUGUGCGAAAAAGUGGACUCGGAAAUCCCCAUUCUUGUCAUCAACGGAUACAAUGCGUCUGUCCAGUUCAAGUCGGUGCUCAACAGCGUGGUGGACGUUCUCUACGAGAAUCAUGAGGACAUCUUUGCGAAAAAGGGCUUUGUGGUACGAAACAAACUGCCCAAGGAUGUGGAUCUCUUGGUGAAACUGGUGGUUGACACUAUGCGAGAUAUUGAAGCUGGUUCAAAGCCGUCGUUGGUGGUCUUGUGUCACAAUGUUGAUGGCGAGUCGUUGCGGAUCGACAAGGCGUCUACUCAUCUGUCUCAGCUCAUGAGUAUUUCUCAAAUCUGGUUUGUUGCAUCUGUCGAUCAUAUUAUGGCUCCUUUGAUGUGGGACUCUGCCAAGCUGGCCUCGUACAAUUUUGUGUGGCAUGAUGUGACCACGUUUGCUCCCUACACGGUUGAAACGUCGUUUGACGAUCCGCUUUUGCUUGGUAAGAAGGCUGAGGCCCAGGGUGCCAAGGGUGUCAAGUAUGUACUUGAGUCGGUCACUCCGAACCAUCGAAGUCUCUACAAGAACCUCAUUUACUGUCAGCUGGAGGAGUUUCACAAUGUGGCUGACAAGAGAAAGCUGCCUGAGGCCGAGGUGGGUGCUCUGACAGGAAGUACGUCCAUUUCUGUGGAUUAUGACAAGGUGUUGACGGAGUGUCUUAACGAGUUGACGGUUUCUAACAAGAAGGAUUUCCAGGAGAAACUCAAGGAGUUUAUGGACCAUAAGAUGGUGGUUGCAUUUGACGACAAGAUGGGCAUGAAAAAGCUGUACAUUCCCUUUUCGAAGGAUGUUGUGCAGCAAAUUCUGGAGGGAUACCUUGACGCCUAG
Yarrowia lipolytica CLIB122 is the source of this 1530-nucleotide messenger RNA. RefSeq lists its product as uncharacterized. Gene Ontology annotation, biological process: DNA replication. Gene Ontology annotation, cellular component: nuclear origin of replication recognition complex; nucleus. Gene Ontology annotation, molecular function: DNA replication origin binding. The record is from RefSeq and is a predicted model, not a curated record. Lineage: Eukaryota; Fungi; Ascomycota; Dipodascomycetes; Dipodascales.